UUAGCCAGCACAGUCCACGUCAACACGACAGACAGAUGCCCCCUCCGGUGCCGGCCAGAUACUUCUCCUCGCCUCGCCUCGCCUCCGACUCCUCUCCGUUCCGCGCGCACCAGCGGGGGAAGCCAUCAUGUACUGCCUCCACAACCUGCUCAAGCUCAGGGAGCCUCCAAUCGUGGGGUCCAGGUCGAUGAGCCGGCCCUCGCCGCUCAAUCUGGCGAUGGUUCGUGGCGGGAGUCGCCGAUCAAACACCGUCAAAACUGCCCCUGGGGCGUCCACUUCUGGUACUGACAGCAGUGCGGUGGAGGUGGGCACGGAGAAGUCCCAAGUGUACAGCACUAACAUGGCACAGGCUAUGGGAGCAGUGUUGACGUACAGACAUGAGCUUGGAAUGAACUACAGUUUCAUACGCCCAGACUUGAUUGUUGGCUCCUGCUUACAGAGCCCACUUGAUGUUGAUAAGCUUCGGAAGAUUGGUGUAAAAACUGUAUUCUGCUUGCAACAGAAUUCGGACCUUGAAUAUUUUGGAGUUGACAUCCGUGCCAUUCAAGAUUAUUCUCUACAAUUCAAAGAUAUUGUGCACUGCCGUGCUGAAAUUAGGGAUUUUGAUGCUUUUGAUUUGCGAUUGCGGCUUCCUGCCGUGGUUAGCAAAUUGCACAAGCUUAUCAACUCUAAUGGUGGUGUUACCUAUAUACAUUGUACUGCUGGACUUGGAAGAGCUCCUUCUGUGGCAUUGGCUUAUAUGUUCUGGAUUCUUGGGUACAGUCUUAACGAAGGACAUCAGCUACUGCAGAGUAAAAGGGCUUGCUUUCCAAAGUUGGAAGCCAUUAAGUUGGCAACUGCUGACAUUCCGACAGGCUUAUCCAGAAAUACAAUCACUUUGAAGUGGGGAAAUGGCACUUGUUCUUCUGUUGAAAUUUCUGGGCUCGACAUUGGCUGGGGUCAGAGAAUCCCUUUGACAUAUGAUAAGGAUAAAGGAGCUUGGUUUCUUGAGAAAGAGUUGCCUGAAGGACGGUAUGAAUACAAAUACAUAGUCGAUGGCAAGUGGCUGAGCAAUCCAGACGAGAAUAUAAUGAAACCGAAUGCUGAUGGCCACGUGAAUAACUACAUCCAAGUCUCCAGGGAUGAUACGAGUGGUGAAGAGAGGGAAUUUAGGGAGCGUUUGGCUGGUCCGAACCCCGACCUUACGAAAGAUGAAAUGGUGAUGAUUAGAGAGUACCUGGAACAAUACGUUGAAUCUGAGCGUUAAAAGAACCUGAUUACUGGGAGCGCGUGGGUAAACAAAUAGUGGCAUGCCUUGGCGUCAGGCUGGGAACACCUCACUGGUGAUGAGCAGACGGUGUCAAUAGUAGCUUAACCGUGGAAAUGGUUGGCUCAUCAUUAUCUACGGGCCCAACUCGUAUUCUAUGCUAUGCAAAAACACAUUCUGCAUACGAGGAGUACUGCAUAAGUACUGUAAACUCACCAUUCCAGAAUGUGUAAUGUAUGUUCCUGAAUAAAAUUAUUCCCUUGGCAUCCUGCGUUGGAUUGCUUCGCCCAAGACGAGAUGGUUCUAACUUUUUUUUUUUAUUUCCUCGUAUGAUUCGGUUUGUGGAGGUUUUAGCUA
This is a messenger RNA of Phragmites australis (common reed), 1603 nucleotides long. Its product is annotated as phosphoglucan phosphatase DSP4, amyloplastic-like. Gene Ontology annotation, biological process: starch catabolic process; protein dephosphorylation. Lineage: Eukaryota; Viridiplantae; Streptophyta; Magnoliopsida; Poales; Poaceae. The record is from RefSeq and is a predicted model, not a curated record. The coding region runs from base 128 to 1246 and encodes 372 amino acids. Gene Ontology annotation, cellular component: chloroplast. The transcript is spliced from 15 exons. Gene Ontology annotation, molecular function: carbohydrate phosphatase activity; protein tyrosine/serine/threonine phosphatase activity; starch binding.